AUGGCACCAAACCCGGCCGCUGUCGGGGGCCUCCUGCGACAGGUGAUCCAUUAUCACCUCGACAAUGCCUCCUACGACAACGCGCUAUUCUUUGCCGAGCGAUUCGCCGCCCAAGAUCCCAAGGCCGCAGAUGCUGCGUACCUCUAUGCGCUUUGCCACCUGCGACUUGGUGACCAUCGAUCAGCGUAUGAUAUCUCCAAGCCCAUGGGAUACCGUGGGGUCAACCUGGGUUGUGCUUGGGUCUUUGCUCAAGCCUGUCUAGCGUUGGAGCGAAACAAGGAUGGCAUCGUGGCUCUUGAGAAGUCGAAAGGCCUGUGGUCGCAGAAAUGCAGCGUUGGAAGGCACACGGCUACGACGAGGGCGGGAUUCCCGGACACACCCGCUAUUCUUUGUUUGCUCGGAAAGCUGCAUCGUGCCUAUGGGGAUAAGAAGAAGGCUGUGAGCUGUUUCGAAGAAUCAUUAAAGAAAAAUCCGUUCAUGUGGGAUGCGUUUACGGCACUUUGCGACAUGGGCAUCAACGUUCGUGUCCCCAACAUAUUUAGAUCAAACGAAGGCUUGGCUCAGAGCUUUGAAUCAGAUGUCGUAUCAAACACCGCGGAGUAUGCGAGAGAAGCGCCCCUGGAUGUAAUUUCGUCAAAACGAGCAAUCACGAGGAACGUGCCGGCGGAUUUGGGAUCUGAUCCUUUCAAUAUUGGCUUCUCAUCAGCGGAAACAAGCAGCCCUGUGGUGGACAUGUUUACGGAGGCUCCCGAGAAUGAUUUCAUGUCCAAAAUCCAGAAUGCGCGCUUGCGACUUGCGGCAUCUACGAGCAGCCAACCGACUUCUGUUGCAGAAGGAAUGGAAACUCCGACCGGACCUCAAAGCUUGGCAGACGCAACAGCUGCGAGACCGGUGUAUGGACAGGAGCCACCACAGGCGCCAGCGAGGAGAGCCAGGAAUGUUCAGGGCGUCGAUACUGGGCUCGACGGACCUCCACGUAUGAAUUACAGGUUAGCAACGAAGAGGAAUGCUCGGCCUGGACAGGAGCACCAUCCUGUGGAACUAUUGCCUGAUGGUCCGACAACAGCAACCACAACAGCGGCAGGUGGAGGCGCGAGGACCGGUCACAUAGCCGCAGUGGAGAGGAAACGAACGCUUUCAGGCCACCCGGUUCCAAGAUCAACUAACACAGACGAGCAUGCGACUAGACGGAGUGCCAGGCUCAACAUGUUCAAACCUUCUACAAAGGCUAACGCAGGGGCAGCGACGAUAGGAGCGUCCGCUGGACGUGAGUUGAAAAAGGCUAGGCCCCCGGUCUCACGUAUCAUACGACCUGGUUCUAGUGGCUCAAGCGUCGGCAGAGUUGUCAGUGGAAAUAGAAAACCUGUGGAUGACCAAGCCGACGUCGAUCACGGAGAGACCUCAAGAACGAGAGAACCGGCACCACAGCCAGCAGCGCCCAAAGUGGUCGAGUCUGAUGUUGUCAAAGUUGAGGAAGCGCUUAAAUGGACACUGGAUCUCAUGAAAAAGCUGGGCAAUGGAUAUUAUUCGCUUUCCAGGUUCCAAUGUCAGGAGGCUCUGCAAGCCUUCGGCUCACUCCCGUCUGCCCAGCAAGGCACUCCGUGGGUUCUUUCUCAGAUGGGCCGAUCCUACUACGAGCAAGCAGCCUACGCGGAAGCGGAAAAGUUCUUCCGCAGAAUGCGUGUCCAAGCUCCAUCUCGUCUGCAAGAUAUGGAAGUGUACUCGACAGUUUUGUGGCACUUGAAGCGAGAAACUGACCUCUCCUUCCUGGCACAUGAACUGGUCGAUUCCGCCUGGCACUCGCCGCAGGCUUGGUGUGCUUUGGGUAAUGCUUGGUCUCUGGCUCGAGACCCAGAACAGGCGCUUCGCUGCUUCAAACGUGCAACUCAACUCGACCCCAAGUUUGCAUACGCUUUCACAUUACAAGGACAUGAGCACGUCGCCAAUGAAGAGUACGACAAGGCACUCACAGCAUAUCGUCAGGCCAUUGCUGCCGACAGACGACACUACAACGCCUACUAUGGCAUCGGUAGAGUACAGGAGAGGCUUGGCGCCUAUGACAAGGCGUACGACCACUAUUAUGCCGCACAGACUAUCAAUCCCAACAAUGCCGUGCUGAUAUGCUGCAUGGGAGGUGUGUUGGAGAAGCAGAAACAAAUGAUACAAGCCCUGCACGCAUAUUCCAAGGCAGCAGAGCUUGCACCGAGAGCAGCACAAACUCGGUACAAGAAGGCCCGAGCACUGCUCACUGUCGGACAAAUUGAGGCAGCGCAGAAGGAGCUGAUGAUACUCAAAGACCUUGCUCCCGACGAGGCUACUGUUCACUUCCUACUUGGAACGCUGUAUAGGAAUACGAAUGAGAGGCAGUUGGCUGUACGGCACUUCACCAUUGCGCUGGCCCUAGAUCCAAAGGCUGGACCAAAGAUUAAAGAAGCGAUUGAAAGCUUUGAAGAAGAUGUACCGAUGGACGAUUCAAUGAUGGCAUGA
Molecule: messenger RNA, 2487 nt
Organism: Pochonia chlamydosporia 170
Lineage: Eukaryota; Fungi; Ascomycota; Sordariomycetes; Hypocreales; Clavicipitaceae
Product: protein bimA
Exons: 2
Coding region: 1-2487 (828 amino acids)
Biological process (GO): cell division
Molecular function (GO): protein binding
Source: RefSeq, a predicted model, not a curated record